Morus notabilis is the source of this 1660-nucleotide messenger RNA. Its product is annotated as renalase. Bases 48 to 1541 code for a protein of 497 amino acids. The record is from RefSeq and is a predicted model, not a curated record. Lineage: Eukaryota; Viridiplantae; Streptophyta; Magnoliopsida; Rosales; Moraceae. The transcript is spliced from 8 exons.
UCCAAAAAUUGGUUUUCAAAAAAAAAAAUCUCUCAACUGAAAACAACAUGCUCUGCUCAGCUCACUUCAACGUUCCCUCCUCUCUCUUCCUCAGACCCCUCAACACUUCCCAACUCACGACAACACCAAACUUUAUUACAACUCUUCGCAGAGCAAAUCCAACAAUAACAUGCAAUUCCCAACCCAGUCCCAAGCCUAGAAAACGACCCGCCAUGGAUGGCCAAAAGCCCACCUCCAGAAACCGCAGGAAAUCAUCGUACGGCGCUUCUAGAAGGUCCAUUCUCAAGAAAACCUUCACCCAAGAGCAGGUCAACUUCACCGCCCCUGUCUCCGACGACCCAGUUGUCGGGAUUAUUGGCGGUGGCAUGGCGGGCUUGCUUUGUGCUCUCAAUUUGGAGACACGUGGUGUCCGCUCCACGGUGUUCGACACGGGGAUUCAUGGUUUAGGAGGAAGAAUGGGAACCAGAAUAAUUGAUCCUCAGCCCCUAAUAUUUGACCAUGCGGCUCAAUUCUUUACUGUCAGCGAUCCUCGGUUUGCUGAGCUGGUUCAGGGUUGGUCCGAGGAAGGUCUGGUGAGACAAUGGCUUGGUACAGUGGGAGAACUUGAAGCCGGAGGUCAUUUUGUUCCACUUCCUUCUUCUCCUCCAAGAUAUGUAGCUGUCAAUGGAAUGCGUCUCCUUGCUGAUUCGAUACUCUCGCAGACACGCAUGAUUGAUGUGGUGAGGCCGUGCUGGAUAAGCAAACUCGAGCCAUAUAACGGGAUGUGGUACUUGAGUGAGAAUGGAAAACCUCGUGGACAGUUCGACGCAAUUGUUAUUGCACAUAAUGGAAAAUGUGCAAAUCGCUUGCUUGCAUUAUCGGGUUUACCACUAAUUGCAAGACAAAUGAAGAGGCUGGAAUUGAGUUCUAUAUGGGCGCUUCUUGCGGCAUUUGAUGAUCCUCUUCCUGUUCCUGGGAGUGAUGGAUUUCCUUUAGAAGGAGCUUUUGUGAAAGGAGUUGAUUCUGUCUCAUGGAUGGCAAAUAAUACAAAGAAACUUUUAGGUUCCAGUAUUGAUGGUCGUAACUGUUGGACCUUCUUCAGCACUGCAGCUUUUGGGAAGCGAAACAAAGUUCCACAGGAAAACAUACCAAGUGCCGCUGCAGAGAAGGUGAAGGCAGGAAUGCUUGAAGGUGUUGAAGUUGCUCUAGGAUUAUCCGAAGGUUCACUUCCGAGGCCCUUCUACACCCGACUGCAACUAUGGGGUGCAGCGCUUCCAACUAAUACACCUGGUAUCCCGUGCAUCUUUGAUCCACAAGGAAGGGCGGGUAUAUGCGGCGAUUGGCUUCUAGGUUCAAGUUUAGAGUCAGCAGCCUUGAGUGGAAUGGCCCUUGCCAAUCAUAUUGCAGAUUAUUUCCAAAAUUCUGGACUUAAUGCAGAAGAGUUUGCCGUUGGUUUACAUAAGGAAUUUCAACCGCUCGAGGGACACGAUAUUGGGCAAUUUCCGGGGCUGGAAUCUGAAAAGAAAGGCAGUAAAGCGAUGGAAUAUCAACUUACUACCUGAAGUGACGCCAAACCAUUGAAGAUAUUGUUUCAGUUUUGGUAAUUGUGGUUGCGCAAUUGCAUGUCAAUACCAUAGAGAAUUUUGAAACAUCAAAAACAAAAUUUUGGAACUAUUAGUGU